Molecule: messenger RNA, 634 nt
Organism: Vitis riparia (riverbank grape)
Lineage: Eukaryota; Viridiplantae; Streptophyta; Magnoliopsida; Vitales; Vitaceae
Product: mitochondrial pyruvate carrier 4
Exons: 5
Coding region: 54-380 (108 amino acids)
Biological process (GO): pyruvate import into mitochondria
Cellular component (GO): mitochondrial inner membrane
Source: RefSeq, a predicted model, not a curated record
AUCCUCAGUCGACUCUGAAUACAAGAGACGAGGGAGAGAGAGUGGUUGAAUUCAUGGCGGCUUCGAAGCUUCAAGCUUUCUGGAACCACCCUGCAGGCCCUAAAACCAUCCAUUUUUGGGCCCCAACUUUUAAGUGGGGCAUCAGCAUAGCCAAUGUUGCUGACUUCACUAAGCCACCUGAGAAACUCUCAUAUCCUCAGCAAAUAGCUGUUACAUGCACUGGAGUUAUCUGGACACGCUAUAGUACUGUAAUCACUCCGAAAAACUGGAAUCUUUUUAGCGUAAAUGUUGCCAUGGCUGGGACAGGGAUCUAUCAACUUUCACGCAAAAUCAAACAUGACUACUUCCCGGAGCCAGAAGCUGCUGUUGCUGAAGAAUGAUGACUGCGAAAAACAAACAAUGACGAAAAUGUUCCAGACUUCCUUCUCUGCGUCCUUAUCACUAUUAUUUUUUAGACCAUGUUGUUAUUGCAAAUUGAAAAUGUGAUCAAUGAUCCUAACUCGUGGGGUUUUGGUUGGUUGGUUGCUUUUGUAAGGUUUGUUGAGUCCAUAACUGCAGAUUCGUAUUGUCAUUAUGCUUUCAAACCUCUAAUAAUUGUUGGGCAUGCAUCAAAACAGGUAAAUUUUUGUUCAAA